This is a messenger RNA of Mobula hypostoma (lesser devil ray), 1640 nucleotides long. RefSeq names its product chromosome 6 C7orf57 homolog (gene c6h7orf57). The record is from RefSeq and is a predicted model, not a curated record. Lineage: Eukaryota; Metazoa; Chordata; Chondrichthyes; Myliobatiformes; Myliobatidae. Bases 147 to 1118 code for a protein of 323 amino acids. The transcript is spliced from 10 exons.
GUUGCCACAGUCACGGUUUGGGAGUUGCCAUGGCGACGGCCAGGCGGUGGCCGGUGAAAAGCAUUGGGCGAAGUCGUUACUUCAGGUCGUACAGGACCCCGAUCUCAGCGGCUGCAGAUUAAUCUAUCAUCAGCUGAAGGAGUAUAAUGAAUGACUGUAAAAUCAUUGACCAAUCUGAACAAUUGAAACCAAUGUCAAAUAUGAAAGAAGAAAAUUCUAAUAAUAAACAACGGGAAACGUCACUGAUGCCUGGUCUUGGUUACAUGACAACUGGUGAGGAAAGAUUCCGAGGACGCCGUAAUGUCAUUUUUGAUUCUGAUUCUGACUACGUGAAGUUGGCAAAGAGAGGUGGUCUGCGAGAUUUAUUGACUUUUAGUGACUUUCCCACAAAAACUACAUGUGCUUCCUUCAAGAAACCUGAGUGGCUGACUUCUGAGUCUACAUUCCAAGGAAAUAAUCAGAUAAUCCAGAAGAAACUUUCAGAUUCUAUGUCUCGGGGCUCAAUCCUAGAUGAAUCAGAGGGCAGAAACUGCAACCUCUCACCAGCUGAGGCAGCUGAACGACAGUUACAUGAGAAGGAAGAAGAUCAGGAAGAGUCAAGAAGCAUUCAGCAGUCAGGGUCUCCUGAAGUUGGCAUUAGAAGGCAGCAGGAGAGAAAUACACCAGCCCAGCUUCAGAUGGGGGCCAUGACAUUAGAUACUGAAACCAAUCAGCAAAUGGUGCAUCUUGCUAUGCCGGUCAACCGAACAAGCAAUAGAUUUACACGUAGAAAGGAACCGCCAGUUAGCAUGCAGAAGCUGCUUAGUUUUGGCUAUGCUGAUGAUUGGUUUUCAGAACACAAGGAUGCAAAAAUCACCAAGCAAAAUAUGGGUUCUACAAGAGAGGACUCAGACCAGAUAUCAAAUAUAGAGCAUUCAGUUGCUGUGAAAGAUGACAUUUUGCUUGAGGGAUAUCAGCCCACGUAUCGAGGAAAAAGGAUGACUGGCAUCAGAGGCUGUGGGAAGAACAAAGGUACUCCUGAAAAUGAUUCCUUCUUCAAAAUCUUUGGCGAGCACAGGCUUAAAGAUAUUCCUGGGAAUGUGGAGAACCGUAUGCAGUCUGAAAUUGCUCUUGCAUGAAAACUGGAUGACUCUUGAUGGUGGAUAUUAAGUAAAUUAAUGUAAAAGUACUGCAUGUUUUUGAAAUACUGAUUUUUUAAAGUAUUAUCUGAUUGAUACUCAAAUAACUGAAUAACACAUAAAUAUGAAUAAUUAAUUCAAAUACUAUCUGUUGUUUUACUAUCACCCACUUUUUGAGUUGAAUAUAUUAAUACAAAUAAAUACAACAUUUUUAUUGCAUUGGUUAAGAUUUAAUUAAAGUACUAUUAUUUUGUGGAAAUUGUUUAAGCGUCAAAGUUGAAUUCAGUAAUAAAAUAAUUGUAUAAAAUGAAAUAUGGAUUUGAUCUUAAAUUUGACUAGUUUUAAAAGGUGUAAGACAUCUAUGUGUUCUAUAAAUGAAAUAUGGAUUUGAUCUUAAAUUUGACUAGUUUUAAAAGGUGUAAGACAUCUAUGUGUUCUGUCAUCAGGGUCUCUGAAAUACAGGAAUAUUGGCAUGAAUAUUAACAUAGUGAAGAAAACAUACUUAUUUAACACUUAAUAAAU